UCCUUGGAUCCAGCCCUGUGGGCAUUCACGUCAGUUCUCUCACCCCGCCGUGAGUCCCCUCCUGGUCCCGGGCGGGCCUGGCACGGAGGCGGUAACUAUGGAGAAUAUGGCGGAGGAGGAGCUGCUACCCCUGGAGAAGGAGGAGGUAGAAGUGGCCCAGGUCCAGGUCCCGACCCCGGCCUCGGACUCGGCUCGGGUCCCAGCUUCAGCUCCGGCCUCGGCUCCGACUCCGGCCCCGGCUCCGACUCCGGCCCCAGCCCCUGCCCUGGCCCAGGCUCCGGCCCUGUCCCCGUCCCUAGGCUCUGCCCCUGAGGAGGCCGAAAGCAAGAUACACAUCUCAAUUCAAAAGCAGCUUGCUGAUCUAGAGAAGUUAGUUUUUGUAACGGAAGGGGAUUUUGACUCCACCAAUUCAUUGAACUCAGAUAAUCUUGAUGCAGGAAACAAGCAGACUUGUCCAUUAUGCCCUAAGGAAAAAUUCAGAGCUUGUAAUAGCCAUAAGCUUCGUCGUCACCUUCAGAAUUUACACUGGAAAGUCUCAGUUGAAUUUGAAGGUUACAGGAUGUGCAUCUGUCACUUACCUUGUCGACCAGUGAAACCAAACAUUGGAGAACAGAUAUCCAGUAAAAUGGGCGCCCAUUAUCAUUGUAUCAUUUGUUCAGCAACAAUCACCAGAAGGACUGAUAUGCUAGGACAUGUUAGGCGCCAUAUGAAUAAAGGAGAGACUAAAUCCAGAUAUAUUGCUGCUUCUGCUGCUAAACCGUCUAACGAAAUUUUGAAAGAGGCAGACACGGAUGUACAAGUUUGUCCUAACUAUUCUAUACCUCAGAAAACAGAUUCCUAUUUUAAUCCCAAAAUGAAACUAAAUCGGCAGCUAAUAUUCUGUACAUUGGCUGCUUUGGCUGAGGAACGAAAACCUUUGGAAUGUCUAGAUGCUUUUGGAGCUACUGGGAUCAUGGGAUUGCAAUGGGCAAAACAUCUUGGAAAUGCAGUCAAAGUUACAAUUAAUGACUUGAAUGAAAAUUCUGUGACAUUGAUUCAGGAAAACUGCCAUUUAAACAAAUUGAAAGUCGUGGUGGACAGUAAGGAAAAGGAAGAGAGUGAUAAUAUUCUCAAAGAAGAAGAAAACCUUGGUAAUAUUAAGGUGACCAAAAUGGAUGCCAAUGUACUGAUGCAUUUGAGAUCUUUUGAUUUCAUACACCUAGACCCUUUCGGAACAUCAGUGAACUAUCUAGAUUCUGCAUUCAGAAAUAUAAGAAACCUUGGCAUAGUGUCAGUGACUUCUACAGAUAUCAGUUCUUUAUAUGCCAAGGCACAACAUGUUGCCCGGCGUCACUACGGAUGUAACAUUGUCCGAACUGAAUAUUACAAGGAACUAGCAGCCAGAAUUGUUGUAGCUGCAGUGGCAAGAGCUGCAGCCCGAUGCAACAAAGGCAUAGAAGUAUUGUUUGCAGUGGCUCUGGAACAUUUUGUGUUGGUAGUUGUGAGAGUUUUGAGAGGACCUACUUCAGCAGAUGAAACAGCCAAGAAGAUUCAGUACCUGAUCCAUUGUCAGUGGUGUGAAGAGAGAAUUUUUCAGAAGGAUGGUAAUAUGGUGGAAGAAAACCCAUAUAGACAACUUCCCUGUAACUGUCAUGGAAGCAUGCCUGGAAAGACAGCAAUUGAACUUGGACCUCUCUGGUCAAGUUCCCUUUUCAAUACUGGAUUCCUCAAAAGAAUGCUGUUUGAAUCUCUACACCAUGGUUUGGAUGACAUUCAGACCCUAAUAAAGACGUUAAUCUUUGAAUCAGAGUGUACUUCUCAAAGUCAGUGUUCAGUUCGUGUACCUUCAAAUCUCAACAAGCAAGAAGAAAAUGGUGUAUUUACUAAAACUACAGAUGAUACCACAACAGAUAAUUACAUUGCACAAGGAAAGAGAAAAAAUAAUGAAAUGAUUACAAAUUUAGCCAAGAAGCAAAAGACUGAUGUCAGUACUGAACAUCCUCCCUUUUAUUACAACGUCCACAGACACAGCAUUAAAGGAAUGAAUAUGCCGAAGUUGAAGAAGUUUUUGUGCUAUCUUUCUCAAGCAGGCUUCCGAGUAAGCCGAACUCACUUUGACCCAAUGGGUGUUCGUACAGAUGCACCUCUGGUGCAGUUUAAAUCUAUCCUCUUAAAGUACAGCACCCCCACCUACACUGGAGGACAGUCAGAGGGCCAUGUUCAGUCGGCACCCGAAGAUAUAGUAGCUGAUACGGUAGGGUUGAAAUGUCAGUGAAUGACAAAGCAGAAGCUAGUGGCUGCAGAAGAUGGUAAAUGUAAAGAGGAGUUUAUUCUCAGGUGUCUGUAUAGAUAGCCUAAUAGUUCUGUAUACCGACUGUAGUUCUUUUUCUAUUUCUUCAACUGAGUGGUGUAAAAAUAAAACAACAGUGCUGUUUUCAUUCAGAGAAUUAGCAGUUUCUAACUUAACUGGUUUGGGAGCUUUGCUUUCCAAGUUUUUCUUAUUUUAAAGAAAACUUAAAAAAAUUUUAAUGGAAACAUUUCAUAUGAAGCCAAGUUUCUGACUGAGAUCACUCUACUGUUUAAUAAUUUGGAAAAUUUUCACAUGUAAAGUGUUUGGAAUUCUAUGUAUGGUAUGGAAGCCAUUCUUUACUGUUCCUGAUCACAUCUCUACUUAAACUGAUUCAUGAUGUUAUGUUUUUCUUCUAGUAGUGUACAAGAUGAAGGGAAAGCCUUUCACAUACUAAAACUAUCCUGAAUAGAAUAGGAAGAACAGUGUUCACCCAGGUCACUAAUGUAUUUCACAAUUACCAAGUUAGAAUAUGUUCUCCUUUUUAAGAAAUCAUACUUCUCCCCAAAUUGAUCUUUUAAUUAACUACUAGCUUUUAGGAAAUUAAACACUUGCCUGAGGUAGAAGUACAUUUUUUUUUUUUACUAGUUUAAGUUUAGAUGACUAAACUACAGAGGAAGAUUUUGUCAAAGUAAAUUGAGACCAUUGUUCUAAUAUAAUUUGUUCACAGGCACUGAAAUCCUGAAGAGAUUUUGUUAUAAAUUAAACAGGUUGGGUGAUUUCUAGUGCCUUGGUUAAUGCACGUACAGUAUUCAUUCUCUUAGUUGUGCUACCUCUCAAGUAAAAUUUGUCACCUUAUGAAGGAUUUUUUGGUUUGGGGACUGGUUUUUCUGUUUGGUUGGUUUUUUGUGGGGAGUGGGAGGGUUGUGUGUGAUGUGUGUGUUUGUGGAAAUUUUUUGUUUAAGUAGGCCAGGCUAACCUAACUAUAAAAAUUAGUUAAUAAAUUCUUGUUUCCAUUAAUAAAUAUCAUUCUUGCUUCAUUUGAAUAUAAGAUUUCAGAUGAAAA
Galeopterus variegatus (Sunda flying lemur) is the source of this 3332-nucleotide messenger RNA. It is a transcript of the gene TRMT1L, whose product is annotated as tRNA methyltransferase 1 homolog (S. cerevisiae)-like. The transcript is spliced from 15 exons. Gene Ontology annotation, cellular component: nucleus. The record is from RefSeq and is a predicted model, not a curated record. Bases 98 to 2254 code for a protein of 718 amino acids. Gene Ontology annotation, biological process: tRNA N2-guanine methylation. Gene Ontology annotation, molecular function: RNA binding. NCBI's taxonomy places the organism in Eukaryota, Metazoa, Chordata, Mammalia, Dermoptera, Cynocephalidae.